AUGGCAACGACGACAGAAAGUUACCAGCUCAAGCUCCCUUUCAUAUUAGCCUCUGUAUCUCCAGAUCUUGCAGCUCUGCAUGCCUUGCGUGCGCGUCUUCUUCGUCCGACCGACGCCGCUCUGAACGCUUUGCACUGCCCACGUUGUGGUGUUCUACUGGUCGAUGGCUGUGGGGAAACCAGACUUACAAGGUCGUACAGGAACCGUGAGGACCCGGGCAACAACAAAAAUGCAGCGUCGUUCAGGCGACUGUUGCGCAGGUCGUGCAAGAGGUGCGGUUACAGAGGAGCUGCCCAUGUCGAGAGCGACAGUCCGUUAUCUUUCCCGCCUCCCAGGAGGCAAGGGCACAAGGGCGUAGCGGAGAAGAAGGCGAGACAUGAUUCCGAACAAGCUCCGAACACAGUAAAUCCAUACUCGACUUCUCGUGAGCGCUGUGUGGCGCCCUUAACCGUUGCACCGUCUCCCGUACCCAUUACGGAUGAAAGCGUUCACGCGGUCUUGCCAUCUGCGUUAUCGCCCUCUACGUCCUCAGUCCGUCCGAAGAGGCGGUCAAAGAAUUUUGAUUUACAGGAGAUGCUGGUUCGAAGUAGGAAGCGACAGGAAGAGGCGAAGGAGUUGCGGAGCCACCAACUGUCUACCCUCUUGCAGGAAUUGACUUGA
This is a messenger RNA of Sparassis crispa, 660 nucleotides long. RefSeq lists its product as hypothetical. The record is from RefSeq and is a predicted model, not a curated record. NCBI's taxonomy places the organism in Eukaryota, Fungi, Basidiomycota, Agaricomycetes, Polyporales, Sparassidaceae. The transcript has a single exon. Bases 1 to 660 code for a protein of 219 amino acids.